Aspergillus clavatus NRRL 1 is the source of this 3243-nucleotide messenger RNA. RefSeq names its product ribonuclease Z. The transcript has a single exon. Gene Ontology annotation, molecular function: 3'-tRNA processing endoribonuclease activity. Lineage: Eukaryota; Fungi; Ascomycota; Eurotiomycetes; Eurotiales; Aspergillaceae. Bases 1 to 3243 code for a protein of 1080 amino acids. The record is from RefSeq and is a predicted model, not a curated record. Gene Ontology annotation, biological process: mitochondrial tRNA 3'-end processing. Gene Ontology annotation, cellular component: mitochondrion.
AUGAAGUUCUACUACCAGGUCCUCACCACGCCGACCGCCGACACGCCCGGCACGGCGGUCAUCCUCCAAUUUCCCGACAAGCGGUACUUGUUCGGGCAGAUCGCGGAGGGAACCCAGCGGGCGUGCACAGAGCGCGGCAUCAAGCUCUCCUACCUCACGGAUAUCUUCCUCACCGGCCGGACGGAAUGGGCGAAUAAUGGUGGUUUGAUCGGGGUGAUCCUCACGCUGGCGGACGGGCUGGCGAGCACUGCGAGUGCGCUGGAAACGGCUGCGCGGGAGAAAGAGGCAAAUCGCCUGAAGCAAGGUGGGAAGCCUGCGCCGUCAGGGAAACAGCAGCAACCCUCGGCGCAGCCGCAGGAUGGACAGGCGGAGAGUGAGAGAGGGUCGCUGACGAUCCAUGGCGGGAAGAAUCUGACGCAUACGUUGGCUACUGCGCGCCGAUUUGUCUUCCGCAAGGGGAUGCCGGUCUUCACGAAGGAGUAUGACUCGGAGACACUGGCCAAGAAUGCCACCGGUGCGGCCGACGCGGCCGAUCCCUUCGAGCAGCCUACCUGGGCGGAUCUCAAUAUUAAGGUGUGGGCCAUGCCCAUCCAUCCUUCACCGCAGUCGCGAGUCGCAUCGCCGCUGCCUCCGCGUCCGAGGAAGAGGAGCCAUGAGGAGUUCCAGGAGCGCGAUGUUGACAAGCCAGCUCUGGAUCAGCACACCCAGGACCAGAUCAUGAGACAGUCUGUCAUUUCGGACAUGUUCAACUCGUCGUGGAGGAUGGACGCGCUCGUUGAAACGCCGCUGGUCGAAGUUAAGAUGCCCGCCGUCAUGUUUGUGCGGAACCCGGAGACCAAGGACCUGGAGCCGUACAAGGGUCCUGCCCCUGGAAGCAACGAGCCUCUUCCGGACAUCAAGGUUCUGGUACGCCAGCCCUGGCCAGGCGCUAACAUCGAGAAGCUCCCUCCCACGACCCGGGGCCACAAGGCUGUUUCGUACAUUGUACGCAACCACGACAUCAGAGGCAAAUUUGACCCCGUCAAAGCGAAGGCUUUGAAAGUCCGCGCAGGCCCCGACUUUGCGCGCCUGACUAAGGGCGAGAAGGUGCUUGCCGAGGAUGGAACUACGGUCAGUCCGGAUAUGGUUCUUGGCCCACCACGCCUGGGCAAGGGGUUGGCCAUCAUUGAUCUGCCUACUCCUGAGUACGUUGAUGAUCUUGUCGGUCGGCCGGAGUGGAAUUCGCCCGCGGUCACUACGCAGCUCGAAGCCUUCAUUUGGAUCCUUGGUCCCGGAGUAGGCGACCAUCCCCGACUGCGCGAGUUCGUCGCUCGCAUGUCGCACUGCAAGCACACUGUCUCGAGCACGGACUACUGUCCCAACUACUUGGCGCUAGGCAGCGUGGCAGGUUCGUCUAUCCGCCUGGCUCGAUUGCGCAGGGAGAAUUAUCCCAUUCCGUAUCACGACAACCAGACUCUGCCACAACUGGGCACUUCGACAUGCGACUCGGAGACAACCAAGGCGAUGGUGCGGAACUCGCCGUUUGAAUCAAUCAAGCCCGGUCUUGUCAUCGAUAUGGAACCCAAGUUCGAGCUGAGCCGCUCGGAGAUCGUGCCGCUGUUCAAUCCUGCGGAGACAAUGCAGCGGAUCCCUCGCUCCAUCGAGCAGCGGGUGACGGCCAUCCGCCGGCGGGUUCAGAAACCCGAAUUCCAAAAGAAGCUGGCCGAGUUUCGCCAGGGCCUACCGGGCGCCAACGUGGAGAUUGUCACUUUGGGCACUGGCUCGUCCUCCCCGUCCAAGUACCGGAACGUCUCCAGCACCCUUGUCAAUGUUCCUGGAGUGGGCUACUACCUGCUUGACUGCGGCGAGAACACCCUGGGUCAGCUCAAGCGGAUGUACGACCCGAAGAAAUUGCGCGAGGUGCUGCAGAAUCUCCGGAUGAUCUGGAUCAGCCAUCUUCACGCCGACCACCACCUGGGUACCGCAUCUGUGAUCAAGGCCUGGUUCCGUGAGAACUAUCCGGAGGGUGUUCCCCGCACCACCACCAUCGAGACCGAUAUGUCGAAGAUCCUCACAGACAAGCGACUGUUUGUUAUCUCCGAGGAAAUGAUGGUUGGUUGGCUGGAAGAAUAUGCGGGCGUGGAGGACUACGGCUUCGGAAAGCUGGUGCCUCUGGUGGCCUUCCCCAAUUAUGCCAACGGCAGCAUUCGGACGACCCUCUCCUACCGCCACACUCGCGACGACGGGUCCUAUCCCGGUUACGAACAGGACGGAAGUCGUCCGCAGAUCACCACACUAGACUUCCACGACAAGAACUCUCCGCUCACCCCGCUCCUCCAGCGGGCCACGGGCCUCACCGAUAUCCUCACCACGCGUGUACCGCACUGCCGCGGCGCCAUGGCCGUCUCGCUGAUCUUCCCGGACAGCUUCAAGGUCUCCUUCUCGGGCGACUGCCGGCCGUCGAACAGCUUCGCGGCGAUCGGCCGCGACUCGACCGUGCUGAUCCACGAAGCCACCUUCCAAGACGACAUGGCCAUGUCCGCAGUCCUCAAAAAACACUCGACCACCUCGGAAGCGUUGGAAGUGGGCCGCCUGAUGGACGCCCGCACCGUCGUGCUCACCCACUUCAGCCAGCGAUACCAGAAAGUCGCCCACGUCGAGCAAGGCUCCGGUCCCGCAUCAACAGCAACAACAGCACAGCACAACCCCCUACCCGUCCGCGAGAACCUUGAUGUCCCAGACGACGAAGCCGAAGCCGAAGCCGAAGCCGCACCACCAGCAGCCUUCAAACCCCAACCCCAGUCACAAACCCUCAAGGCCCCCGUCACCGCCGCCUUCGACUACAUGCGCAUCCGCGUCGGCGACAUCCCCAUCGCGCAGGCCUUCGCCCCCGCCAUCGAGAAACUCUUCGAGAUCCUCGAGCGCGCCGCCGCGGAGGAAUCCGCCAAGCACCGCAAGGUCCGCGAGGCCGCCGACGCGCUCGCCCGCGAAAAGAAACUCAAGAAGAGGGCCAAGGGCGGGGCUGCCCCUGCUCCUACCCCUGCUGCGCCAGCAGGGCAAGCCAUGGACCUCGAUGCGGAUAAACCGUCGGUGUGGAGCGCCAGCGAGAGCGAAAGCGGGUGGACGACUAGCGGCGAUGAAAGCGUGCGUUCUGGACGUGGACGUGGACACGGACGCGGACGCGCGGGGAGUAGCCCGCGCCGCUUGAGUCCGAGUAUUCGGACCAAGAGCGGUGAUGCCGGUGCCGGUGCCGGUGCCGCGUGA